AUGGUGGAUCGCUUAACAGAUGAUGAGCUCAACAGGCUGUCAAUGACUGCUGUUGAAGCAGCUCAAAAUCAAGGCUACAGGUUGUGGCACGAGAUCACAAACCUGAAUUCGCUAAUUUUCGAAAUGUAUCCGGAGGUACUGCAGCACGAGUAUCACACUGGGAACCGCUAUACGACUGCUCACGCAUCGUACACCACACUGGAGACUCGUAUAGCCACCCGCAAAGACGCAAUCCAGGAGGAAAUUGAUGCUAGAGACGCAGAACAAGCACAAAACACUCUGGCUAUGCACAGCACCGCUUACAUGAGUGGGUCAUCUGGCACGGGGCUCCCAAAGAUCAAGCUCCACACGUUCUCUGGUGACUUUAAACGUUGGGGAUCCUUUAGUCAGCUAUUUCCUGAUAUCGUUAUUGACAAUGCACUUCUUAAAAACAGUCAGAAGAUGCAUUAUUUGAAGACCUUCACCGAAAAGGAAGCCCAUCAGCUUAUUGGUAACAUGCCAUCAACUGAUGACUCAUUUGAGCCCGCUUGGAAUCUACUGAAGAGCCGCUAUUCGAAUCCUCGUCGCGUAGUGGCAUCGCACCUUGAAGAUCUGUUGGUAGGAGAGUCAGUUCCCGCACGAUCUGCCGCAAAAUUGGACGCCUUGCUUUUAUCCAAUCAAAAAGCUUUGGAUUCAAUCAAGGCUCAAGGAGUUCCGGUUAACAACUGGGACUUGAUGAUCAUUCACCUGACGCUACGCCGCUUGCCACCCGCUGUAAGAGAAGAUUGGGAGACUAGUCUUGGUUUAACUGAUAUCAUGCCAACCUAUACGCAACUCCAUGAGUUUCUCAAGUCUAAAGUCAGAGCUUGGGAGAACUUGGAGCCAGCUUCUGAGCCCAAGAAGCAACCUGAAAAUCAUAAAUCAGGAGGGUCACGCAGUGACAAACAACCAAGGACAAAAUCUUCAUACACCGCUGCUCAUCAAUGUGAUCUAAAACAUUCAAAUGUUCAAUUAAGUUCAUGGAAUCAUGUGUUCGACUCUGUGCUGUGA
Molecule: messenger RNA, 1029 nt
Organism: Cotesia congregata
Lineage: Eukaryota; Metazoa; Arthropoda; Insecta; Hymenoptera; Braconidae
Source: the annotation of a GenBank genome assembly